UGGACGGCGGUUGGGGCGAGUGGACAGACUGGUCCGUGUGCAGCUCAGACUGCGACAGACAGCGGAGCAGAGAGUGCACGGCACCGGAGCCCAAACAUGGAGGACGGCUGUGCGACGGCGUGGCGUUGGCUACGGAGAACUGCACCGGCGGCCUCUGCACACAGAAUCGAAAGCUUCUCCACGAUGUGAAGCCACAGGGUGUGGAGAGCAGCAGCGACGUGGCCUUGUACUCGGGCCUGGCCGCGGGCGUGGUGACCGUGGUGCUUCUGAUCGUCGCCGUCACUCUCUACCGACGGAGCCAGAGUGAGUACGGGGUGGACGUCAUCGACUCGUCGGCCCUCACCGGGGGCUUCCAGUCCUUCAGCUUCAAGACGUCGCGUCAAGCAAACCCGCUGCUCAUUAAUUCCUCCAUGCAACCUGACCUGACCGUGUCGCGCACCUACACCAGCCCCAUGUGUUUCCAGGACUCCAUCGACAAGGAGCUGAUGGCCGAGCGCUCGCUCCUUGACCCGCUGCCUGAUCUCAAAGGGAUGUCAGAGAGAGCAGAGUACCAUGUCAUGUCCCACCCUCAGACAUUUCCGAGGGGCCUGGCUCCGGACUACAAAGGGGUCGCGGUGGGGACCACGCUGGGCCGGAGAGGAAAAAACCUCUUCACUCCACAAGUCUCCUUGACUCACAGCAGACCUCUGCACAAAGCGACCGCCGCGUUCGGUCACGCUGGAGGGAGGCUUGUUGUACCCAACACAGGUAUCAGUGUGCUGGUGCCUCACGGGGGGAUCGCAGAAGACACUACCUGGGAAAUGUACAUGAUCAUCAACCAGGAGGACAGCAGUGCUGUGUCUGACGACGCUCCAGAGAUCUUUCUGAGCCCCGCCGUCACGUACGGCCCGCCCGGCCUCGACCUCUCCUGUCCCAUAGCCAUGACCAUCGCCCAUUGUGCCGAGGUUGCCCCUGAAAACUGGACCGUCCGGCUAAAGAGACAACUGCAGGACAACAAGUGGGAGGAAGUGAUGUCAGUGGACGAGGAGAGCACAUCCUGCUACUGCCUGCUGGAGGCCCAGAGGUGCCACGUGCUGCUGGAGCAUCCAGGUCGCUACGCCCUGGUGGGAGAGCCGCUGAACCAGGAGGCAGCCAAGCGUCUGAGGCUGGCUGUGUUCGGUAGUCCAGAUAACAGCAACUCUCUGGGCUUCACGCUCAGGGUCUACUGUGUGGACGACACGCCGCAUGCAUUUCAGGAGGUUGCAGUGGGCGAGCGCAGCAGGGGUGGACGGCUGCUGGAAGAGCCCAAAAUGAUGCUGUUCCGGGGAAACACGUUCAGCCUCCAGGUGUCCAUCCAGGACGUCCCGCAGUUACUCUGGAGCAUCAAGCCUUUCACCACCUGCCAGGAGUUCUCCUUUUCUCAGGUGUGGGCCAGUAACCAGCGUCCCCUGCAGUGUGCCUUCUCUCUGGAGCGCUACAGCCACUCCUCGUCGCAGCUCUCCUGCAAGAUCAGCGUCCGGCAGGUCAAAGGCGAGGAGCAGAUUCUCCAGGUCUACACAUCUGUGGUGGAGAAUGAAAAGGGAGUGGUGCCCUUUUUCACACAGUCAGACUGCACCAUCACCUCUCAGACAGGGUCAAGGGCCUUUAAAAUCCCCCUGUCCAUCCGUCAGCGGAUCAGCGCCACCUUUGACACCGCUAAUGCCAAGGGGAAGGACUGGCAGCUCUUGGCUCAAAAGCUGCACAUUGACAGGAACCUGUGCUACUUCGCCUGUCAGGAGAGCCCGUCGUCAGUGAUCCUGAGUCUGUGGGAAGUCCAGCACCAGGACUCGGGGGACCUGGACUCUCUGGCCAGUGCCCUUGAAGAAAUCAGCAGGGUCCAGUCCCCGAGGACGGACGCUCUGGGCUGCGGCAGAGAGGAGCGGGACUCUGAGUUCUCUAAACUUGGGUAAGGUCAGGUCUGCGUUAGAUCAGAUAAAGAUGAACCUUUACUGCAUGAACACUGACGAUCAGGCGUGCUAGCUCAUCGACGACCGACGUGGAGGUUGGGACUCCGUUUUUGGACUGUUACUAAUGCGACGCCUCUGCUAGACCCGAACAGCGCGUUUGUUUGGAAGAGUUGGGGAUCAAAUGCCGAAGGACUACAGUGGUUGUGAGAGGCACCAGGAAAACAUUUUUAGAGAGAUUUAAGUGUCCCACACUCGUCUUUGAUUGGGGAAAUGUCAACUCCUGACACGAGGAUUAACAAAUAUGAGGACUGUCAGCGUGUGUUUUCAGACGGGCUGCCAAUCCAGCUGGUGAUGCGACCUUCCCGGGAUCGGAUGUGCCGGCGCUCGCCCUCAAACAGUCAUCCGGGCUGUCAAAAUGUUUAGUGUAACGUCACUAUGUUGUCAUUCAUUUUCCAGAUCUCCUAAUGCUUCUUUUCUCUUUUUUUUCUGCACCGUGUCUCUAAUAUUGCUGCUGGAGAUAAGAGGAGAAAAAAAAAUGGAAAGUGAGGAAUGUUUGCAUUAUUGACUUUGUGAAGGAGGUAACUACUUCCGUACUUUUGUGAUUAGUUACGAUGAUUGUUCACUCUGAUAAGCAUUUAAAAAAAGAUCUGAUGAUGUCUACAUGCGGAAUAAAACAAGGACAGGAUGUGAAAAAGGUUUGUUCAGACCAAAAGUGAAGCACAUUUUGCACGAUACGAUACAAGACGAUACGAUACAAGACGAUACGAUACAAGACGAUACGAUACAAGACGAUACGAUACAAGACGAUACGAUACAAGACGAUACGAUACAAGACGAUAUUUCCAUUAGCAUACUAGCAUUAACAUUACUAAAUCAAAUAAUCUAUAAAAGCAAACAACUAUCCACAUGCAAGCAGAGGAGGAGAGACCAAUUAAAACCACAAACAACAUGCAGUAUACUGCAUGAAUCAGGGGCUCCAGUGGUCUAGUGGUUGGUGUGCACGCCCCAUGUACGGAGGCUGUAGUCCUCCAAGUGGACAGCCUGGGUUUGAAUCCAGCCUGUGGCUCCU
Molecule: messenger RNA, 2994 nt
Organism: Labrus bergylta (ballan wrasse)
Lineage: Eukaryota; Metazoa; Chordata; Actinopteri; Labriformes; Labridae
Source: RefSeq, a predicted model, not a curated record